This is a messenger RNA of Coregonus clupeaformis (lake whitefish), 1543 nucleotides long. Its product is annotated as secretory carrier-associated membrane protein 4-like. Gene Ontology annotation, biological process: protein transport. Gene Ontology annotation, cellular component: trans-Golgi network membrane; recycling endosome membrane. The record is from RefSeq and is a predicted model, not a curated record. The transcript is spliced from 7 exons. The coding region runs from base 503 to 1198 and encodes 231 amino acids. NCBI's taxonomy places the organism in Eukaryota, Metazoa, Chordata, Actinopteri, Salmoniformes, Salmonidae.
UUUACGCCCUCUAUAGUUUACGGGAUCUGUAGUUUAACAGUCGAAUAAUUGUAUUGCAAAAUCCCUUUCUGCUACCUUUGUAGAACUACCACUCCCUCAAUGCAUUGUUGUGGCUUCUGCAGGAUUUGAGUGUGGUCGACGACGCAUCCCGAACCGAACUGGAGUAAGCGGUUUUCAGUUAGGUGCUAGCAGAACAUUGAAUUACAAGAAACUACGUGAUUAUAUUUAUUUAUUUAUUUAACAUUGAAUCUGCUAACAACUCAUCAGCUGACCCUUUUGUGACAAUUCGCUUGAAAUCCACUAACAAACCAUCACCAAAGAUUUGUAUAACUGUCUGUGCCAUCAAUGUACUAGCCAUUAGCUAAAUGGGGGUAGCUAUCUAGCUACUGUAAUCGGGCAUUUUAUUUCACGCGGGGUCUUAUUUUUUCCGAAAAACAUAGCUAGCUUUCUUCUGUUUUACAAAAUUGUUAAUUAAGGGAAAGGACACAAACAGGAUUUCAUAAUGACAGAGCGGGUCAACAACUUUCCCCCACUGCCUCAGUUCCUGAGAAUCAAGCCCUGCUUUUAUCAGAAUGUGGAGGAGGAGAUCCCAGCCCCGCACCGACAGCUGGUGCGCCGGGUCUACAACCUCUGGAUGUUGUAUACAGUCACACUGUGUGUGAAUGUGGUGUCAUGCAUAGCUUGGUGGGCAGGAGGGGGAAGUGGAGCCAAUUUCGGCCUUUCCCUGCUCUGGCUUGUUCUCUUCAGUCCGUGCAGCUACACCUGCUGGUUUAGACCUCUCUACAAGGCCUUCCGGGCUGACAGUUCUUUCAACUUCAUGGCCUUCUUCUUCAUCUUCUUUCUCCAGUGUGUUCUCGCUCUCAUUCAGACUGUGGGCAUCUCUGGUUGGGGUGCUUGUGGUUGGAUCGCGACAGUGCUGUUUUUCAGCUACAACGUGGGUUCUGCUGUAGUCAUGCUAUUCUCAGCUCUGCUCUUCACUCUAGUGACUGUGUUAAUGGGACUGGUUCUCAUCAGGGUUCACAGGCUGUACCGUGGUGGAGGGGGCAGCUUUGAGCGUGCACAGGAAGAGUGGACCACUGGACUCUGGAAGAGCGCUCCCGUGAGAGAGGCCGGUUUCAAUGCUGUCACUGAAACUGGCCCAAGCCUACCCCAAUACCCUGCUGCUGUGCCAAGUUACCCAGACAAUGGCUCCUGGUGAUACCCUAAGUGGACUCUAGAUGGAAACUGAGCACUCUCUCCAUGGCAGGCAGGCUGGAUAAUACUAUGAAAUGCAAAGCUGGAAUUUUAGUAAGAAUGUUAUAAGAGAAUAAUCAGCUGAUUUUAUUCAGCAGUACUUUAAGAUUGAAAGAGGCCACUAUUAUAGAUACUGUUUAUCUGAUAGGGAAAAGCAUAUAAGCCUUAUAUUGUUGAAAAGAUUUGAUGGAUAGCCAAAAUAUGAUCCAUUCCAUUGCACCCGUUUACAUUUAGUAUGUUCCACAAUAUGAAUCUGAUCCUUCAUAUUUGGAAUAGUGACUGAAAGAACAUGAUUUUUAUUUACAUUUUA